AUGGCUGAAGCGGACGUUCAGAAGGUCGAGCUAGAUCAAAUGCGACUGGAGGAUGCCGAAGCCACAACUCUUUCGAAGUUGGAAGAGGCUCAGCGGCGAAAACAAGACUACAGCACGUACUACGGCUUAGCUGUUCGCUACGGCCCCCUACCCGGGGAAAAGUUUGACCUCGCCACCUACCCCGGCAGCCACUAUCACGGCAAGAUCCUCGACGCCACCAGGGUCAUCCAAAUCUGGUGGUGGAGUGUUUGGCCGCCGCUGCUACGCCAUCGCAAGGCAGCGGCUCUGGCGAUACAAUCGCAAUUUCGGGGCUUCCUUCAGAGACAGAAGUGGCGUGCCAUCAUCCGCUUGAGGACGCUUUGGGGAAACACGCGAAUCGUGACCCACAGCUUCGUGGUCUGGCGAAUCACUAUUACGACGGCCCUACGCGUAAAAACGUUCACCGGCCGGUUGUCAAACCGUCGGAAGGGGAGAGUUUUCGGGGCCCUCUUGAGUAACGCCCAGGAGAGACGAGCGGCGCGGGAGGAACUUCUGCGACAGCGUAUACGGCGGGUUUCGGAAGGGGUUCGGCUUCGAGUUUUCGAGAGCUGGGAUUUUCGAGUCCGUGGCCUAAUCGACGUUGAGCAGCGGCGCCUUGAUCGCCUCCGAGCCGCUCUCGACCGGCACACCCCUUCGAUAAAGAAGAACGCCUUGGCGUUCUUGGGAACAGCAGCCGGCAAGGAGGCCGUCGCGAGCACGCUAGCCACGGCCCCGCCUGCCUCUGAGUCCGAAGCGGAAGCGAAGCAAGAGAUGGUGCGGCGUUUCGUGUGGCGAGAGCAAGCGCUGAUGAGGCACGACUUCAACACCACCUCGCCACCCCCGCCCCUGUGUUGCCCACGCUCGGAUAGCUGCGACGCCACCUUUGUCGACCGCGGCCACGCCCUGCGCCACGCGGCUGAUGUACACCCAACGGACUCGCCUGGGGUGGCAGAGCUGUCCGUGACGAUGAGAGACCCUGUUGGACUCGCGGUGUUCGAAGAAUUUGUCGAAGCCGCGGCCGUCGCCGCCGAGCCUGACGGGAAGGGCAGUUUUACACGGCAAGCAAGCUCUGACGAACAACCGCCCGUGAAGCAGAGCGACCAAGGGUCUACUCCAGCUUCUUCCGUUGGUGCCGCUGCCCGCGAUACUUUAGACGUGUGGAAGGCGAUUCAGGCGUGGAGGUUGAUUUCCUCGGAUCAAAAGCGUUUCCAACAACUCGGUGAGGCAAUUAUUCUGAGUCGCACCAAGUACCCCCACCUUCCCGACGACGUCAGAGUCGCCCUCGGCGGCGAGCAACUACGCCGCCUCUUCGGAGAGCUGGGAGCGACACACGGCGGCAAACCGAACAAGAAGCUCCUCCCCGGCCGUGGCAACCACACCUCCACGCUACAGCGACCAUCACCCCCAAGAAGUGGUGAUGACGCACGCGUCACUACCGUAGUAGAACCUUCCGCCCUGGAAGAGGCGAGCUUCCGAGCCGUCGCGUUCUUGAGCGAGUGCCAAGUCGGGCUGGCGUUUCUAGGAAGCUCGGCGUACAGGACGUACUUGGACGGGGUGCACAAGCCGAUGAGGAAUGCCGUUGAGGCGGCAUCGGCUGAGAUCGCGGCCGCUGAGGAGGCGGAGUGGGCGGCUGAGGCCCACAGUCUCCGGAAGGCGGCCCUCGAUCGCGAGCAAGAGGCGCAGGUCGAGUGUUUGGCGAACCAGGCUACGCGGCUUGUCCUGCAAGGGGCUGUCGGGGCGAGCCUCCUGGGCGGCUUGAUUGACGAUCAGGCGUCGCUACUCGCGGUGGUCAUCAUCGCGGAGCGGAGCACGUUCGCCAAGGUAAUUUCGGCCGUCUGGAACGAAACGGUGGACGAGGCGGCCCACCUCAUCGCCCUCGAGGACCGCGAGAUCGACCCGGGAGUCGCCUCCGCUCUCUCCGAAGCGGCCUGCUCUUUCGCUCGGUCUCGAAUCAUGGACGAGCUCAUCGAUCAGUGCGGUGUAGACCUCACGGGCCCGGAGGGAGACCUGUGGGCCGAUGCCAGACCGAUGGAGGCGGUGGCGGACGGCCUGGGGUACCAAGUGAGGUCGAAGGUAAUGUCGGAGCUGGUUGAUGAAGCCGUGUCGGAGCUGGCGGCGUCCGGGGAAGCGGAAGAGUUGAUGUCAGAAGCGGCCCUCGCUCGCAGAAGAAGAGAAGAUGAACUGAGGGAGGGGGGAGAGGCUAAGGAUGAGGCCGACGGGAUUGCGGGGGCUGGGGACGUGGUUGCCUCCGGAGGAGGGGGCAAGGCUUCGGAGGAGAUGGCUUCUCUUGGGGCGAGGACGACAGACGACGACGGCGGUUCACGGCGGCAUUCGACGGCAACCGCCGUGGCAGCUUCUUCUUCUGCCUUGGUGCUUGUUGGGGCGGACGAAGUGCGCGGCGGCUUGGAAGAGGCAGGGGGUACUGACGGCGAGGGUCGGAGGGAAAGCUCCGUCGACAGGACUGGCGGCAGUAGUGGGAGAAGCAGCGUCGGCAGCACGCUGGCGGAGACGGAGGCGGCCGUGCUCAUGCAGUCGGCCCUGAGGCGCAAAGCGGCGUACCGGGAGAUGAAAAAGGUGGUCGCGCAAAAUUUUAUCCGCAUGUACGACCCCGGCGAGGGUGCGUUCUACUGGUACAACCAGGCAACAAUGGAAUCUACGUGGGACAAGCCGGUCAUCAUCGAUUUGUACUUCAAGAAACCCGUCGUCGCCAAGAGUACGUACUUGUUCCGAGAAGCAAGUACGGGGGGAUCGCGGCGUUCCGUAGUCGACGGUUUCGAGAGUAGGAGAGUCUCGAGUUAG
Messenger RNA from Ectocarpus siliculosus, 2817 nucleotides. Lineage: Eukaryota; Phaeophyceae; Ectocarpales; Ectocarpaceae. The record is from the annotation of a GenBank genome assembly.